AUUGGCACGGGCAGAGUGGAGCGGGAAGGUGUGGUGAGGGGCAGACUCUUCAACUGGACCACCACGGACCAGCGACAGUAAGCUCCUCUCCUCCAUUUAAACUGAAACCGUGUGCUAUCUAUUACGAGCGGGUGCAUCAAAUGGAGACGAAUCACCGCAAUAGUCCAGUAUCGCCACCGCUGCCCCUGGCCAGGUGUUGGAUCAUAGACGAGGGACAUCGCUAAGGUGCGAGGGGGGAGAAAAACAAGACAACUGCUCGUUUGGUGUCAUCUCUUGUGCAUAUGAGCGAGAAGAUGCUGAGCCGCCUCAUGAGCAGUAGCAUCAGGAGCCUGGACCGUGAAUAUAACUGCACUGUGAGGCUGCUGGACGACUCGGAGUACACCUGCACGAUACAGCGGGACGCUAAAGGCCAGUACUUGUUUGACCUCAUCUGCCAUCACCUGAACUUGCUGGAGAAGGACUACUUUGGCAUCAGAUAUGUGGAUCCAGACAAGCAACGACACUGGUUGGAGUUCAGCAAAUCAAUCGCCAAACAAAUGAAGUCUCAGCCUCCGUUCACUAUGUGUUUGAGGGUAAAGUUCUAUCCACCAGAUCCCGCUGCCCUCAGAGAGGAAAUCACCAGAUACCUAGUCUUCCUCCAGGUGAAGAGGGACCUUUACCAUGGACGACUGCUUUGUAAAACAUCUGACGCUGCACUGCUUGCUGCAUAUAUAUUACAAGCGGAGAUUGGGGACUAUGAUCCUGGAAAACAUCCAGAGGGCUACUGUUCCAAGUUCCAGUUCUUCCCAAAGCACUCGGAAAAGCUGGAGCGACGCAUUGCAGAGAUCCACAAGACAGAGCUAAUAGGUCAGACUCCAGAAGUGUCUGAACUGAACUUCUUACGGAAAGCCCAGAUGUUGGAGACCUACGGAGUGGACCCUCAUCCCUGCAAGGAUGUCUCUGGAAACCCAGCUUUUCUGGCUUUCACUCCAUUUGGAUUCACUGUGCUGCAAGGAAACAGAAGGAUUCACUUUCUCACAUGGGAGGAGGUAACCAAACUAAAGUUUGAAGCAAAGACAUUUCAUAUAUAUGCAAAUCAGAAUGAGGACAGAAAGAUAAUAUUAACAUACUUUGCACCUACACCUGAGGCCUGUAAGCAUCUGUGGAAGUGUGGGGUAGAGAAUCAGGCUUUCUACAAGUUGGAGAAGUCCAGUCAAGUCCGCACUGUGUCAAGUAGUAAUGUCUUCUUUAAGGGUAGUCGUUUUAGAUACAGUGGAAAGGUUGCAAAAGAGGUCAUGGAACAAAGUGCCAAGAUAAAGAGGGAUCCUCCUGAAAUUCACAGGGCUGGGAUGGUCCCAAGCCGAAGCUGCCCAUCCAUCACCCAUGGACCUCGACUCACCAGUGUGCCGAGAACCAGGAGGAGAGCGGUGCAUAUCUCCAUUAUGGAAGGCCUGGAGUCGCUCCGUGACAGUGCACACUCAACACCCGUGCGCUCCGUGUCCCAUGGUGAAUCCUUCAUGUCCUCUCGGGGUCAUCUGGUGGAAAGGGGUGAAGCCAGUACAUCAGCUGUCAUCUCUGAUGAGACUUAUAGUCCCUCAGACAGUGUACUGCCAACACCCAUCGCUGAGCACGGGGUGGAAAUGCCUGCUGCUCGUCACCUCAAUGGUGCCCCCUGCAGUAUUGAUGAGGAGAAAGAGUCUGUUGCUGGGUCGUCCUCAGAGGCCCAGGCCACACAGACCAAAUCAGGGAGAAGAGUACUCCAAGCAGCGAGCACCAAAGCCACGACAAACAGCGAGGUAGAGGACCUGCAUAAGUUCAUCCUGAGCGUGCUGCGCUUGUUCUUGGUCACCAUCGGGCUGCUCUUCGCUCUUCUGCUGCUUCUCAUCAUGCUCACAGAGUCAGACUUGGACAUCGCCUUCCUCAGAGACAUCCGUAAGACUCCAGAGUUUCAGCAGUUCCACAUUGAGUACUUCUGUCCGCUGCGCCGCUGGUUUGCCUGUAAGCUCAGGUGGAUGGGUGGCUUCAUCAUCAGCAACUAGGGACAAAUAAUGUUUACUCUUACAAACUGUAAACAAUCAACAACCCUGUGUCAAAUCCAAUUUUACAAGAAAGACAUGAUGGCCUGCAGCCACUGGGCACGAGGGAUCUACUUAUUUUAUUACAUCAGAAAUAAUAAUAUUGAAGCUCACAUUUUACUUUUAACAUUUUGGUGAAUUUAAAGUAUUUUAUUUUUUCACUGUCAUAAGAUAAUAUUUAAUUUUAUCACAGAAAGCUGUCUAAAAUAGUUGCCUUUAUUUUUGUAAUAAUUCAUGUUUUUUGUGUUGAGUCGUGUGUCUUUUAAAGACAUUACGUUUGAAUGAAUGCUGUUCGAGUGUUUGUGGGUUACAAACAAAUAUGAAACUGAUAGUUCUAGUAAUUACUCAUGGUAGACAUUUUAUUGUUAAGUACUUAGUUUUAUGUGUAGUUAUAAGCCCAGUAUAAAGGUAGCACAUAAAUCGCCAACCUUUGAUCUUUUAACUUUGCUUUGUACAGAAAUAGGCAAUGCAGGUAGUUUUUGAGAAGUAGCAGUUAAGUGCUAAAAACACAUCACUUUGUCUCUCAUUUGAACAUUUUCAAAUAUAUUCUACAGUAUUUUUUAUUAUUUACAUCAAACUGAAACAAUUUUGUUUAAUUUAUAAAGCACAUAAAACUUAUUUCCGAACAAUAGCUGUUAUCUUUGCAUUUACUUGUAUAGGCUUUUGUUGAGCAAUGAGCCAUUGUCUUAGACUCCUUUACAGUUCAGUGGCAUCAUGUAAUAAACUCUUUUACAGUGAUAUAGUCACAAGCCUUUUUACUCACAUACACGUGAGUAUAGCCUAAGGAAAAUGUGUUUACAUCCUGCUGCAGUCAUCGUCAUGCCGACCAAAGAAAAUGCUGGGCACAACACACAGGUUUUAAUAUUAGUGCAUCAUUUAUUGUUUCUCAGUUUUGUUGUAAAACCGAAUUAAAAUGGGUUAUAUAAUGUAUAAGGAUGGUUGCUCCCAUAUUCAAAGUAUUACUUCAUACAGUACUGUAGUUUGCAUUGUGGCUAUGUCAGCUACACUGAGAACCAUUAUUUCAAAUGUUAAAAUCCAAAGCUACAUGGUUUAAUGUACAGUGCCUACCAUAUGUAUUGAACUAUCACGUGUCAUUUUGAAAGCUAUAACAAACAAAUUCUGUGGUUGUACCUCAUGUGAAAGCCUACUGAUAGGAAUUAAUAAAACUUUCAUGUGGUGCUGCAUGGUUUCAAUGAAAUGUAGUGACUCAA
Messenger RNA from Periophthalmus magnuspinnatus, 3265 nucleotides. Its product is annotated as FERM domain-containing protein 5-like. The coding region runs from base 282 to 2018 and encodes 578 amino acids. The transcript has 14 exons. Gene Ontology annotation, cellular component: cytoskeleton. Lineage: Eukaryota; Metazoa; Chordata; Actinopteri; Gobiiformes; Gobiidae. Gene Ontology annotation, molecular function: cytoskeletal protein binding. The record is from RefSeq and is a predicted model, not a curated record.